AAAAACCUGUAAUUUCGGACCCCGGAGUACUCACCGAAGGUAAAAAGGUGACGAUAACAUGUAAUGAGCGGAGAGGCUGCCCCAACGCACUAAUUACAUGGGAGAAUCAGAUGGCAAUAUGGACUAAUUCAAAAGACCUGACAUUUGUCCCGACUCGGAGUCACCAUCAAACUUCAUUGACCUGUAAGAUGACCUUCCCAUCAUUCAAGAAUUCUACCCAAAAAGAAAUCACAUUAUCUGUUCAGUAUCCACCUUCCAUCAUUAUUACCACACCAGAAAUACAAAACCACACCAGCACUGACCGCAUCACAAAUCAGGAAGUGACAGUACAAGAAGGAAGCUCACUGGCUCUGAAAUGUUCGGUGGACAGUAACCCAGGAGCUCAGGUGACCUGGAUGAAGGGCGAGAAGAGUGUGCUCGUUAAGGGCAACGGGAAUGAGGUUAUGCUCUAUCUGAGAAAAAUACCAGCCAGUGGGGCAGAUAAAUAUCAUUGCUUGGCUGAAAAUAAUCUUGGGGCCAUGAAUCAAACCAUCAAUAUCAUUGUACAAUAUGUUAAUGACAAACCUGUAAUUUCGGACCCCGGAAUACUGACCGAAGGUAAAAAGGUGACGAUAACAUGUAAUGAACGGAGAGGCUACCCCAACGCACUAAUUACAUGGGAGAAUCACACGGGAAUAUGGACUAAUUCAAAAGACCUGACAUUUGUUCCGACUCGGAGUCACCAUCAAACUUCAUUGACCUGUAAGAUGACCUUCCCAUCAUUCAAGAAUUAUACCCAAAAUGAAAUCACAUUAUCUGUUCAGUAUCCACCUUCCAUCAUUAUUACCACACCAGAAAUACAAAACCACACCAGCACUGACCGCAUCACAAAUCAGGAAGUGACAGUACAAGAAGGAAGCUCACUGGCUCUGAAAUGUUUGGUGGACAGUAACCCAGGAGCUCAGGUGACCUGGAUGAAGGGCGAGAAGAGUGUGCUCGUUAAGGGCAACGGGAAUGAGGUUAUGCUCUAUCUGAGAAAAAUACCAGCCAGUGGGGCAGAUAAAUAUCAUUGCUUGGCUGAAAAUAAUCUUGGGGGCAUGAAUCAAACCAUCAAUAUCAUUGUACAAUAUGUUAAUGAAAAACCUGUAAUUUCGGACCCCGGAAUACUGACCGAAGGUAAAAAGGUGACAAUAACAUGUAAUGAACAGAGAGGCUACCCCAACGCACUAAUUACAUGGGAGAAUCAGACGGGAAUAUGGACUAAUUCAAAAGACCUGACAUUUGUCCCGACUCGGAGUCAUCAUCAAACUUCAUUGACCUGUAAGAUGACCUUCCCAUCAUUCAAGAAUUAUACCCAAAAUGAAAUCACAUUAUCUGUUCAGUAUCCACCUUCCAUCAUUAUUACCACACCAGAAAUACAAAACCACACCAGCACUGACCGCAUCACAAAUCAGGAAGUGACAGUACAAGAAGGAAGCUCACUGGCUCUGAAAUGUUUGGUAGACAGUAACCCAGUAGCUCAGGUGACCUGGAUGAAGGGCGAGAAGAAUGUGCUCGUUAAGGGCAACGGGAAUGAGGUUAUGCUCUAUCUGAGCAAAAUACCAGCCAGUGGGGCAGAUAAAUAUCAUUGCUUGGCUGAAAAUAAUCUUGGGGCGAUGAAUCAAACCAUCAAUAUCAUUGUACAAUAUGUUAAUGAAAAACCUGUAAUUUCGGACCCCGGAAUACUGACCGAAGGUAAAAAGGUGACAAUAACAUGUAAUGAACGGAGAGGCUCCCCCAACGCACUAAUUACAUGGGAGAAUCAGACGGCAAUAUGGACUAAUUCAACAGACUUGACAUUUGUCCCGACUCGGAGUCACCAUCAAACUUCAUUGACCUGUAAGAUGACCUUUCCAUCAUUCAAGAAUUAUACCCAAAAUGAAAUCACAUUAUCUGUUCAGUAUCCACCUUCCAUCAUUAUUACCACACCAGAAAUACAAAACCACACCAGCACUGACCGCAUCACAAAUCAGGAAGUGACAGUACAAGAAGGAAGCUCACUGGCUCUGAAAUGUUCGGUGGACAGUAACCCAGGAGCUCAGGUGACCUGGAUGAAGGGCGAGAAGAAUGUGCUCGUUAAGGGCAACGGGAAUGAGGUUAUGCUCUAUCUGAGCAAAAUACCAGCCAGUGGGGCAGAUAAAUAUCAUUGCUUGGCUGAAAAUAAUCUUGGGGCGAUGAAUCAAACCAUCAAUAUCAUUGUACAAUAUGUUAAUGAAAAACCUGUAAUUUCGGACCCCGGAAUACUGACUGAAGGUAAAAAGGUGACGAUAACAUGUAAUGAACGGAGAGGCUACGCCAACACACUAAUUACAUGGGAGAAUCACACGGGAAUAUGGACUAAUUCAAAAGACCUGACAUUUGUCCCGACUCGGAGUCACCAUCAAACUUCAUUGACCUGUAAGAUGACCUUCCCAUCCUUCAAGAAUUAUACCCAAAAUGAAAUCACAUUAUCUGUUCAGUAUCCACCUUCCAUCAUUAUUACCACACCAGAAAUACAAAACCACACCAGCACUGACCGCAUCACAAAUCAGGAAGUGACAGUACAAGAAGGAAGCUCAAUGGUUCUGAAAUGUUCGGUGGACAGUAACCCAGGAGCUCAGUUGACCUGGAUGAAGGGAGAGAAGAAUGUUCUUGUUAAGGGCAACGGGAAUGAGGUUAUGCUCUAUCUGAGCAAAAUACCAGCCAGUGGGGCAGAUAAAUAUCAUUGCUUGGCUGAAAAUAAUCUUGGGGCCAUGAAUCAAACCAUCAAUAUCAUUGUACAAUAUCCACCUUCCAUCAUUAUUACCACACCAGAGCUACAAAACCCCACCAGCACCAAUCAUACCACCAAUAUAGAAGUGACAGUUCAAGAAGGAAGCUCAUUGGCUCUGAGAUGUUCAGUGGACAGUAACCCAAGAGCUCAGGUGACCUGGAUGAAGGGAGGGGAGAACAUACUCAGCAAAGGCAAUGGGAGUGAACUAAUGCUCUAUUUGAAUGAUGUAACAGCCAGCAAGGCAGAUAAAUAUCACUGCUUGGCUCACAAUAAUCUUGGGGCCAUUAAUCAAACCAUCAAUAUCAUUGUGCAAUAUCCACCUUCCACCUUUUUUACCACACAAGAUUCCGAACCUUCAAACUCCAAUAUGAUUGCUUGGUUAACGGCCACCAUUGUCAUCAUCCUUCUUUCGAUUGGCCUGGGAAUCUUUGGUUUUGUAAGAAACAGAAAGAAAAGACAGUCUGUUCAUAUAAAUUCAGAACAUAAAUGGUCAAUGAAAAUGAUGGAGACCACAUGUAAGGUUGAUGAGGGACUAGACAACGUUUAUGCGAAUAUGUCAAUGUGAUCAUGAAGAAUACUUCGAAACACCCCUCUCCACAAAAAACAAAAAAUGGCUACACAGCAUACAUAUACCGUAUCAUAGCCAUAUUGUGUGAUGACAUUAUAUUUCAGUGACUUAUUCAUGGUUUAUCAGCAAUUUGUAUUUUUAUACAUGUCUUAUAUAUGGCUCAUUCUUAUAC
Molecule: messenger RNA, 3510 nt
Organism: Rana temporaria (common frog)
Lineage: Eukaryota; Metazoa; Chordata; Amphibia; Anura; Ranidae
Product: hemicentin-1-like
Exons: 21
Coding region: 111-3335 (1074 amino acids)
Source: RefSeq, a predicted model, not a curated record